CAUUUUACGUUUACUUUUUUUCUCUCUUUUAUAGCGUCAAUCUUUUAUUUUGAAGACAACAGAGAAAAGAGAUUCGUAUUAUUCAUUCGUUCGCGUAUUUGAUCCUUUUCUCUAAUCUCCGAUCUCUCUAUCUACUUUUAUGUAAUUGCAUCUGCUGAUUUCAACCCAUCACAGCUAUCAUCAUAUCUUAAUUUUUUGGUUGGAUAAUAAGACCAAUCAUCACAGCAAGGAUAGGAACCCUUCCUCACAUGAGCUUUUGCCAUUUAUGAAAUGUCGGCGUUACUUAAUUCUUCUCUAAACGGAUCAGCUUCAAAUCUUCCAGAUACCACGGGACGAUCUUUUGCUACAUCCUUCUCUGGUCAGUCUGGUGCAGCAUCUCCUGUUUUUCAUCACAGUGGAACUUUUCAAGGGCUGCAUAAUAUUCAUGGGAGCUUUAAUGUACCCAACAUGCCAGGAACACUUGCAUCAAGAAACUCCACAGUGAACAACAUUCCUUCGGGCGGGGUUCAACAACCAACUGGAAGUCUCUCCGGUGGAAGGUUUGCAUCCAAUAAUCUUCCUGUUGGUCUCUCUCAGUUGUCACAUGGUAGUUCCCAUGGACAUUCAGGGGUUACAAAUAGAGGAGGUAUAAGCGUUGUAGGAAAUCUGGGAUAUGGUAGUAACACAAAUGGAAUUGGUGGUUCUAUACCUGGAAUUCUCCCAGCCUCUGCUGGAAUAGGUAACCGGAAUGCUGUUCCAGGUUUGGGGGUAUCCCAAAUUUUGGGUAAUACAGGUCCAAGGAUUACGAGUCCUGGAGGGACCAUGGUAUCUGGUGGGAACAUUGGGAGAAGCUUAAGCACAGGUGGAGGACUAUCUGUCCCUGGUCUUGCAUCUCGUCUGAAUUUAACUGCAAAUAGUGGAUCUAGCAGUUUAAGUUUGCAAGGACAAAAUAGAUUAAUGGGUGGUGUGCUUUCACAAGGAAAUCCACAGGUAAUUCCUAUGUUAGGAAACUCAUACCAUACUGCUGUUGGUCCUCUUUCCCAAAGCCAUGUACCGGGUGUGAACAAUCUCAGCUCUAUGGGAAUGGGAAUGUUGAAUGAUGUGAACUCCAAUGACAUUUCCCCUUUCGACAUUAACAAUGAUUUCCCUCAGUUGACAAGUCGUCCUAGUUCUGCUGGAGGGCCUCAAGGUCAAUUGGGUUCACUACGAAAACCUGGUAUAGGAGGUAGUCCCAUUGUUCAACAAAGCCAAGAGUUCAGCAUUCAGAAUGAAGAUUUUCCAGCUUUACCUGGAUUUAAAGGUGGUAAUGCUGAUUAUACAAUGGAUAUGCAUCAGAAAGAACAACUGCAUGAUAAUACUAUCUCAAUGAUGCAAUCUCAGCACUUCUCUAUUGGAAGAUCUGCUGGGUUCAACUUAGGAGACACUUACUCAUCAUAUCGUCCUCAGCAGCAGCAGCAGCAGCAACAGCAACAGCAACACUCCCCUGCUGUCAGUAGUAGCAUCUCUUUUGCAUCUAUAAACAAUCAAGAUCUACAUGAUUCAGAAAUAUUUCCUUCUUCGCAUUCGGCCUAUCACCCACAGACAAGUGGACCACCUGGACUUGGUCUGAGACCUUUAAAUUUGCCAAAUACAGUAUCUAGUGUUGGAUCAUACGACCAGCUCAUCCAGCAGUAUCAACACCCAAGCCAUUCCCAGUUUCGACUACAACAAAUGUCGGCUGUCAAUCAACCAUUUAGAGAUCAGGGCAUAAAAUCCAUGCAGGCAGCACAAUCUGCGCCUGAUCCAUUUGGGUUACUUGGCUUGUUAAGUGUUAUAAGGAUGAAUGAUCCUGAUCUGACCUCCCUGGCACUUGGGAUUGAUUUGACCACGCUUGGAUUGAAUUUGAAUUCAACAGAAAAUCUUCACAAGACUUUUGGCUCCCCAUGGUCUGAAGAGCCCGCUAAGGGUGAUCUUGAGUUCAAUGUUCCAAAAUGCUAUUAUGCUAAGCCACCACCUCCACUGGAUCAUCUUUACUUUUCAAAAUUCUCGACAGAAACAUUGCUUUAUGCAUUUUACAGCAUGCCAAAAGAUGAAGCUCAACUACAUGCUGCCAACAUACUUUAUGAAAGAGGCUGGUUGUACCACAAGGAGCAACGGCGUUGGUUAAAAAGAGUACCGAACACAGAGCCACUUGUUAAAACGAGCGCAUAUGAGAGAGGGUCUUACCAUUGUUUUGAACCAAAUACAUUUGAGAUAAAGCUCCAGGAAAAUUUCGUUCUCUAUUAUGAGAUGGUGGAAAAGAGACCGAGCCUACCACAUCAUUAACUAGUGUUCUAAUUUGACAUGUAAAGUUCUGGUCAUGUGUCGUUGACAUGGUCAAUUUGCAGAUUAGUGUUUGCUUGAAUUUGGUAGUUUUUAGCAAUUGUGUAGCCAUCUUGUUGCAGGUAUCGGUCUGUUUAACCAUGUAUAUUUUGGUAGUGAUUGGCUAAUAGUUUUUUGGCAAA
Molecule: messenger RNA, 2462 nt
Organism: Populus trichocarpa (black cottonwood)
Lineage: Eukaryota; Viridiplantae; Streptophyta; Magnoliopsida; Malpighiales; Salicaceae
Product: probable NOT transcription complex subunit VIP2
Exons: 14
Coding region: 271-2283 (670 amino acids)
Biological process (GO): nuclear-transcribed mRNA poly(A) tail shortening; regulation of DNA-templated transcription
Cellular component (GO): CCR4-NOT core complex; P-body
Source: RefSeq, a predicted model, not a curated record